This is a messenger RNA of Saccharomycopsis crataegensis, 567 nucleotides long. It is a transcript of the gene FMN1, whose product is annotated as riboflavin kinase. Gene Ontology annotation, biological process: riboflavin biosynthetic process; FMN biosynthetic process. The record is from RefSeq and is a predicted model, not a curated record. The coding region runs from base 1 to 567 and encodes 188 amino acids. The transcript has a single exon. Lineage: Eukaryota; Fungi; Ascomycota; Saccharomycetes; Ascoideales; Saccharomycopsidaceae. Gene Ontology annotation, cellular component: mitochondrion. Gene Ontology annotation, molecular function: riboflavin kinase activity.
AUGAACGAUAACAUGGCCAGACCGAUUGUCCCAAUUCCUGAUGUUCCUUCGGAACCAUACCCAUUGAAAGAAGCUAGCCAUAUUGUGUCGGGUUUCGGCAGAGGCUCGUCAGAUUUGGGGAUCCCAACGGCGAAUGUGCCAAUUUCCACUUUGUCGGAAGAGUUCAGAAGUUUGGAACCCGGGGUGUAUUUUGGGUUUUGUCGGUUGAAAGAAAACAAACAAACCGAAUUAGUUCAACCAACUAAAGGUAUUGAAAGGAAAGUGGUUUUCAAUUACGGGUGUGAGCUUAACUCUGACCAAACAUCUACAGUGUACCCUCAUGUAAUGUCAAUCGGAUGGAAUCCAUUCUAUAACAACAAAGAAAAGACUGCAGAAAUUCAUAUAAUCAAUAAGUUCUCUUCAGAUUUCUAUGGGGCCAAUAUCAACUUUAAUAUUCUAGGCUAUAUACGCCCAGAAUUAGACUAUACCACCAAGGAAGCGUUGAUCGAGGACAUCAAUAUUGAUAUCAAGACGGCAUUGAAAUAUUUGGAGAAGAGGGGGUACAAGGACUUUAGUGAAUAUCUAUAG